AUGGAGCAGCGUGGAGUGGCCAUGGCCACAGGGCCGGCAGUGCUGGCCAUGGCCUUCCUGUGCGCCGCAGCCUCCGCCUCCGACACCUGUCCAGAGGUGAAGCUGGUGGGUCUGGAGGGCUCCGACAAGCUCUCCAUCCUCCGAGGCUGCCCGGGGCUGCCCGGACCCGCGGGGCCCAAGGGAGAGGCAGGCAUCAGUGAACAGAAGGGAGAACGAGGUUCUACCGGAGACCCUGGGAAGGCAGGGCCGGCCGGGCCCAAAG
Molecule: messenger RNA, 262 nt
Organism: Physeter macrocephalus (sperm whale)
Lineage: Eukaryota; Metazoa; Chordata; Mammalia; Artiodactyla; Physeteridae
Product: ficolin-2
Exons: 3
Source: RefSeq, a predicted model, not a curated record